This is a messenger RNA of Boeremia exigua, 598 nucleotides long. RefSeq lists its product as uncharacterized. Bases 162 to 539 code for a protein of 125 amino acids. The record is from RefSeq and is a predicted model, not a curated record. The transcript has a single exon. Lineage: Eukaryota; Fungi; Ascomycota; Dothideomycetes; Pleosporales; Didymellaceae.
GUGGGUUGGCGAUGGUCGGUCGGUGGCUCUGCGUCUGCACGUUUCUGCUGUGGCUGUGGCUGGCUAGUUACCACUGUCAAGUGUGUCGUGGUCUGCUGUUCGAGAUCAGGUGAUCGCGUGCGAGCCUUGAUGACACGUCUAACGGUUAUCUCUCCGCAGACAUGCUGACGCGUAUGUCUCUGCUUCUGGGAAUCUCUAUCUGGCACAUCCUGAAUGCGUCUGAACUCGUGGACCAAAUCAACCUACUGCACAGAUACAACUGCCGUGACUGUACAACGGCUCACGUGGUUCAACGAACCCGGAAGCCGUCUGCUCUGCAUCGGAUGAUGGGACGUUUCACGCGCGAUGCUCUUUUGCUGCGCAUGCAUGAUUCCCGUUUCGGCACCGGUGAACUCGAUUUGAGCGCGGUGCAUCAAUUGGCCUGCUGCACGUUGAAGUGUCAAUCUGCAGCGCCCACAGACCGUACUCGAGUAUGCAGUCCAGAGGGGUGCGAAAGGAAGAGCGGUAUGGCACACCGCAAUAUGCGUUCUCGCGGUUGAAACGGGGUGUUGUAAGAUGCAGGCGAUCGGUUGUGCACAAAUAGAUCUGACUGGGCGGG